Molecule: messenger RNA, 801 nt
Organism: Huiozyma naganishii CBS 8797
Lineage: Eukaryota; Fungi; Ascomycota; Saccharomycetes; Saccharomycetales; Saccharomycetaceae
Gene: BER1
Product: Ber1p
Exons: 1
Coding region: 1-801 (266 amino acids)
Biological process (GO): microtubule-based process
Cellular component (GO): cytoplasm; nucleus
Source: RefSeq, a predicted model, not a curated record
AUGAGUGAUGUUGGUUUGGUUAAAAGGCGCCUAGCUACAGGCCACAUGAAGAGCAAACCAUUUGAAGAGGUUUUAGCGUCGUUCCGAAAUAUUAUUAGAGAUUCAAAGAUGUUCGAAAGUCUGUCAAAACAGCUGCAGCCUUGGAUGAGAAAUUUAACGAGAAUACGAUGUUUGGCUAUAGGAUCGUUUACAGAAGAUAUCCCCGCAAGAUACCAGCUUGCACUACUAUUGGAGUUAUCCGACCUAAUAAAGGCCGAAACCCAGGGGAAUACAGUAUCGGUAUCGUUAUACGAUCCAGUGUUCAAUGAAUCUGAUUUGAAUUUUAUAGAGAAAAUGUGCACCGAUUGGACUGUCGAGAAGGAAGUUGAGGGGUCCAAAGAGGAUUCGGAAUCGACACUUUUCUUUCUUCCCCAUGCACCUCUCGAUCUAACCGAGAGUGUGUUAUCUAGGGAAAAGCCAAUGUAUCUACUAGCAAAUAACAUCAUUAGCCACACUGAUAGAUAUACAAAGGUCCAAUUAUAUGAAAAGUAUCCUCUGAUGUGUAAGCUUGUUUAUUUUUCGGCACCAGACAGUUUGGGGAUAGGGACAAAAGCUAAGCACGAUGGAUUCUCCACUUUCAUACCAAAGAGGAAACGGAAGAAUAACAAGUAUAUCCUGAAAGAGCCUGAAAUCGAUUUCCAAAAAGUGGAUUCGUACUUCACUACCUGCACAGUCGUCUAUGAUUUUGAAAAUGGCCAGCAACUGAGGAAUCAGCCAUGGGUUAAUUCGUUUUCAGAUUUGUGUCUACACAGUCUCUGGUAA